Molecule: messenger RNA, 5660 nt
Organism: Coregonus clupeaformis (lake whitefish)
Lineage: Eukaryota; Metazoa; Chordata; Actinopteri; Salmoniformes; Salmonidae
Product: mRNA (2'-O-methyladenosine-N(6)-)-methyltransferase
Exons: 16
Coding region: 549-2795 (748 amino acids)
Cellular component (GO): nucleus
Molecular function (GO): RNA polymerase II C-terminal domain binding; mRNA (2'-O-methyladenosine-N6-)-methyltransferase activity
Source: RefSeq, a predicted model, not a curated record
GAAAGUUGUUCAUUUAUUAGUCUUCACAUGCAACAAAGACAUGAGUGCAUAAAUCUGUUUGACAUGGUAUCAUCACAUAAGCAUAAUACAACAUCUUCUAAUAACAUUAUAAUAAAUACAUAGACUACUGAGCAUGUCACUAAUAAUGGCUUGUAUCAAUCGAAAAAGUAGGCACUGCACAAAACAAAAGUGCACAUAAUUCGAUAUUAUUUCGUAAUUCCAUCGGAGUAUUACUGGUUAAAUAGUUCAGACGACUUUGCAAAUGUGUUUUUUCAUGACUACUUUCACAAGCAAAGUUCUGAACAACUAGCUACUAAGCUUCCACUGUAUGUCGACGUUUACAAAUGUCCUUCUACAUAUGGCUACUUCUCAAUGUUGCCUAGAACGACAACUAAACUUGCGCGUGCGCAAUACCAAGGCCCGAGUCCCCGAUACAAGAUGGCGGAGAAGGUGGGGAGUGAGAGGCGGAGGCAGGUCCGGAUUGAAUAGAGCAAAGGCUAUACAAGGUUCCUAACAAACCUCUAUAAGGACAGGACAGAUGAGGAGAGAUGUCAAGUGAGAACCACGGAACAGUGAAGGGGGACACUGCUAUGGUGAUGUCUCCCACAGGCUCUGCCACACAGGGGUCUCCUGUCUCACCUUCAACUAGCAAGCCCAUGCCAGAGUUGCCAGACGAGCUCGUCCAGGCCGGCUGGUCAAAAUGCUGGAGCAAGCGGGAGAAUCGGCCCUACUGGUUCAACCGCUUCACCAAUCAGUCGAUGUGGGAGAUGCCAGUCCUGGGGCAGCAAGAUGUCAUUUCCGACCCGCUGGGUUUGAAUGCUGCCCCGGCCUCGGCGGAGGGGGCAGGCGACGCCGGCGUGGGCAACGGGCAGCGCAAGAGAUGCCUGUCGGAGGAGGCCGCCCAGGGGGGUCCUAACAGCUUCAAGAGGCCCAAGAUUGAGAUUGGUAUACCUGUAACCCCAACGACACCCACAUUGCCCAUCUCACCCAUUACCUCUGGGGCAAAGCCGUGGAACUCUACCACAGGCACAGAGGACAAGCCAGGGCAGCCCGCACCGGCCCUAUACCGUCCCACCGUAAUAUACUGGGACCUGGACAUUCAGACGAACGCAGUGAUCAGAGAGCGAGCUCCCGCCAACCAUCUACCUCCCCACCCGGAGAUUGAGCUCCAACGCUCCCAGCUCACCACCAAGCUACGGCAGCACUACCAAGAGCUCUGCUACCAACGAGAAGGUAUCGAGCCCCCACAGGAGUCUUUCAACCGCUGGCUGCUGGAGCGCAAGGUGCUGGACAAAGGGCCCGACCCCCUACUGCCCAGCGAUUGUGACCCCAUCAUCUCCCCAUCCAUGUUCAGAGAGGUCAUGAACGACAUCCCCAUCAGGUUGUCCCGCAUCAAGUACAAAGAGGAGGCCCGAAAACUCUUAUUCAAAUACGCCGAAGCUGCCAAGAAAAUGAUUGACUCGAGAAACGCCACACCAGACAGCCGGAAGGUUGUGAAAUGGAAUGCGGAGGACACCAUGAACUGGCUACGGAGAGACAACUCGGCCAGUAAAGAGGACUACAUGGAUCGUCUGGAGCACUUACGGAAACAGUGUGGUCCCCAUGUAACGGCGGUAGCCAAAGACUCAGUGGAGGGAAUUUGUACGAAGAUCUACCACAUCUCAGUAGAGUACGUGCAACGUAUUCGUCAGGCCCACCAGACCAUGCUGAAGGACUGCAACAUCACGGACCCAGAGGCAGCCGAGGUGCAGGGCAGGCUGGUGUACUGCUACCCCGUCCGGCUGGCCCUGCCCUCGACGACCCAGCCCCGCGUGGAGCUGCACUUUGAGAACGACAUCGCCUGCUUACGCUACAAGGGAGAGAUGGUCAAGGUCAACCGUGGCUACUUCGCCAAGCUGGAGCUCUUAUACCGAUACAGCUGCAUCGACGAUCCCAGGUUCGAAAAGUUCCUGUCACGAAUAUGGUGCCUUAUCAAGAGAUACCAGGUGAUGUUUGGCGCCGGGGUGAAUGAGGGGAUGGGCUUACAGGGGGCCCUUCCUGUGCCUGUCUUCGAGGCACUCAACAAGCAGUUUGGGGUGAGCUUUGAGUGUUUCGCCUCGCCGCUCAACUCCUACUUCAAGCAGUUCUGCUCGGCUUUCCCUGACACCGAUGGCUUCUUUGGAUCCAGGGGGCCUUUCCUGAACUUCUCACCGGCCAGUGGCUCCUUUGAGGCCAACCCUCCCUUCUGUGAGGAGCUGAUGGAUGCCAUGGUGACACACUUUGAGGAACUACUGGAGAAGUCCAGCGAGCCCCUGUCCUUCAUCAUCUUCGUCCCGGAGUGGCGAGAUCCACUAACCCCAGCCCUCAACCGCAUGGAGACCAGCGCCUUCCGCCGCCACCAGAUGUCGCUGCCCGCCUUCGAGCACGAGUACCGCAGCGGCUCGCAGCACAUCUGCAAGAAGGAGGAGAUGUACUACAAGGCAGUCCAAGGCACGGCGGUCAUCUUCCUGCAGAAUGCCGCCGGCUUCGCCAAGUGGGAGCCCACGCCGGAGCGCAUCCAGGAGCUGCUGGCAGCCUACCAGGUCUCCCAGCCAACCUUGGGCUCCCCAGUCCCCUCAUCCACCUCCUCUGCGCCCACUACGCCCUCCCCAGCCAGUGCGGGGGGGUCGGGCAACAAAGACUCUACUGCCGCCAAGACGGCACCUGAGCGAUCGGCCAGUUUGGACACAUCACCCUCUAGCCAGGAAAACAGCAGUAGUGGUGGUAGUAGUGCUCUGGAAAAUACUACGCCACCAUCCGAGGCAGCCAGCAUUUAAAAGGAGGGGAGGGGACAUGGGUGAAAGUAGAGUGCGUUUUAGGGAUGGGGGAGGGGGGAGAGGGACUCUACAACUGGUGCUGAGAGAGUGGGGUGUGAGGAUUUGGCCCUGGACUGCUCGGGCGCUAGGGUAGCCUACGAAGGAGGGCCUCCCCCCUAAAAUCGGUUUACUUUCUCUGCCUCGACUAUUUCAUAUUAGUUCUACUAGGUUUUUAUGAUUCUGGUCAUUAUUUACUGUAGUAUCUCUCAUUGCAUUUUAUUAAUGUAGCUAGUGGUAGCGGUACUAGGAUUCCCUUUUCUAUCAUUGUUGCUGUCGUCGUCAGUCAUUUUGGGUAAUUCCAUUCCUUGUUCAUUGGCCUUUUGCUGGCACCCUGGGAAUAGGGUGCCAUUUGGAACAUACAUUGUGAUCUGCUCCCGGACAGCAGGACUUGGCUGUCAGUUUUGACGUGUGGAAUUGAAAAAAAAGUCCUUGGAAAAGUGUUGUUGUUUUGUUUGUCCAAAUCCCCUCUAUCCCUUACAGACGGGAGAUGUGUCGUUGGGUGAUAAGGCAGCUAUGUUUCUAAGCCUACGAACAGUUUAGAGGCAAUCCUUGUACAUAGGACAGCCAUCAGUAAGUUAGAGCAGGGUUUCCCAAGUUCGGUCCUGCUCCCCCCGGGGUGAACGUUUUGGUUUUUGCCCUAGCAGGACAUUCAAAUAAUCAAAGCGUGAUGAUGAGUUGGAUGUUUGAAUCAGCUGUGUGGUGCUAGGGCAAAAACCAAAACGUGCACCCAGGGGGGAGCCCAGGACCGAGUCUGGAAAACCCUCAGAGUAUUGAAUGAGAGAGAUUGAGGGCUUUGAAGACAUUGCAUUUCUUUGUGGACUAUUGUUAUGCAGUUCACACAUACCACAAAGUAGUAGUUCCAUAUUGGCCAAGUCUCUGCACCGUUUCCAUAUCUGCACCGUUUCCAUAUCUGCACCGUUUCCAUAUCCGCACCGUUUCCAUAUCUGCAUUUUUUUAUCGAUAAAUGCAAAUACACAGGCCAUUAAUACAUCUUACAAUGGCAAUAUGUUGUAAACCAUUAGUAAGCAUUGGCUCGAACAACAGCUGAAUUACUAUGCCUUUCCCCCUGCGCUGUGUGUAAAUCCAAAACAACUGCAAAAUGUGUUAAACUGGCUUGUUGAGCAAAAUACAGUACGUCCCCUCGCUUAUAACCCUAUACACUUCUCUAAAAUACGGAAAAGCACUAAAUGAAGUAAUACCUGAUGUAAAUUAUACCCAUGUUAAACAUAAUUUGGGGGAAUUCUGUGAUUGUGUUCAACCUGGUUGCAUUAUUUUCACAUUGUAGUGCGUGGUAUGGCAUGAAACAUAGAAUAGUUAUGUUGUUUUUAAUCCCUCAAUCUCAAUUGUAUAUUUUUAUAUGUUUACACCAGAAUGAGAUUAGAACGCAUCACUGGGCAGCACAAUGAAUGUACAUUUUUAAAAGGCAAAACAGAAGGUCAACGUUGCGUCCCACAUGUCACCAUCUUCCCUAUGUAGUGCACUACUUUUGACUAGGGCUUAUAGGGCUCUGGUCAAAAGUAGUGCACUAUGUAGGGAAUAGGGUGCCAUUAGGGACACCGUCAAAGCGACUCGCCUCAGUCAUCUAGUCGAGAGAAUAAAUGUAUAAAAAUUUUGAGAAGUUACAAAUGUUUAUUGUACAAUUCCUUCAUUAUAUGACUAAUUGUCUCUGUCCUUGUAAACUAUGAUCAUCACGCACUACUAUGCCAUCUCAGCAUAAAGUCUUAUCUAUAGUCUGAAUGCUUGUACAAUGAGUUUAGGCAUAAGUUUCUUACUAGAUAUCAUCACUUGCCUUUGCCCCAUUUGUAUAUACUUAGGAUUGAGGUUUUUAUAGAUAACUAAUUAGGCAUGGGGCUGGAGGAUAAGGCAAGGUUAUGUUUAUGCUGUUGCAAAUGUAUGAUGGUUGUCUUGCUCUUUGAACAUAAUACUUACUACAGGAAGUUUGGCAUCGCGCCCAACAACCUGGAGACAAACUCUAGCCAUUCGUUCUUCGUCAUUUGAGCAUUGAUCACCAGUCACAUACCCUGAUCCUAGUAUGUUUCUGUCACCAGCAAAACAAAGUGUAGAUAUUGUACAGAAAAUUGGUAUGAAGUACGUGUUAUUUUUCUCUAUGCUACACAAUUGUAUUGAACUCUAAUAGCAAAAAUAAUAAUUGUAUGUUGUCUGUUUAUCCAUGAUUUUUUUAUUUGAGUUAAUUUAACAUAAUUUAAGAUAAAUCUGUUUAUGUAUUAUACAGUUUAUUACAUAGAAAUUGUUUUAAACUAAACCAAAGUGUUAUUAAAAUAAAUAAAUAUAUAUUGUAUGUAAAAGUAGACGUGUGUAUAAUUGCAUUAGUAAUGCUUAAGGUGUAACCAGCAAAAUUACUACUUGAGUUUAUUUUUAUAAUUCUAUUUUUUUGUUCUGGUAAGAGCAGAUUUUAUGUUUGGAAUUUAUUUUGCAUGACACUUUUGACACUUAAAUCAUAACAAAUAUAUUUGUAUUCUUAAAUCGGUUCAUAGAUUUUUUACAUAAAGGAUGAGUAUGAAUACAUUCAUUUAUCCCUAUCGGUUUACCCUUAUGGUCAUUUAUUGUCUGUAGAUCGUCUGUAAUACCAUAAAUGUUUUUCUCAAUGUGAUUCCUAUGGGAAAGAACCAGGAGAAUGUAAAUACUGUAUGUGCUGAAUUCAUUCAGUUCCCUAGUCUCCUCUGAGUAAAUUAUCAAUGUUGUGACAUAUACUCUCCAUUGGAACCAGCAUAGAGAUGCACUGAAUCACAUUUGCUCCCAGUAAAAUGUGUCAAACUAUGUAUGUUAUUUGCAUUUCUAAUAAACUAGCACACCAUAGUUAUAGUU